CCCACAUUCGACAUUCCCAUUUGCCUCCACCACAGUGUCAUCCGGCUACAAUGCAACAAGCACCUAUUUGCAACCCCACAACGACCACCGCAAGAUGGUGGUCGAAGGACUCGAUAGCCAUUGUCACCGGAGCAAACAAGGGUAUCGGGUACGCCUUGGUCAAACGGUUUGCUCAACUAGGGUUAACCGUUGUGUUAACGUCACGAGAUCCGUCCAAAGGUGUAAAGGCAGUGGAUUCGCUUAAGGUUUUGGGACUUGAUGGGAAUAUUUGUUUCUGUCAACUUGACAUAUCUGAUCAAGCUUCCGUUCGCUCGUUCGUUUCGUGGUUUCGAUCCAAAUUUGAUGCCUUCGACAUUCUAGUGAACAAUGCAGCUGUGUGUUUCAACGCCAUGAAGGAAAACUCGAUGGAACAUGCAGAAACAGUGGUGAAGACCAACUACUAUGGAUCCAAACUCUUGACAGAGGCCAUCCUCCCUCUCUGCCGUCCCUCCAAUUCUCCUUUCAUCACUCGCAUUCUCAACAUCUCUUCAAGACUUGGCACAUUAGAUAAGCUGAAGAACACAAAAAUGAAGGCAAUACUAGGAGACGAAAAGAGACUAAGUGAAGAUCGAAUAGAUAUGGUGGUGGGUGUGUUUUUGCAAGAUGUGAAAGAUGGAAGAUGGGAAAGACAAGGAUGGCCAGAUAUAUGGACGGAUUAUUCAGUGUCGAAGCUUGCAUUGAACGCAUACUCACGGGUUUUGGCGAGGCGGUAUGAAGGUUUGGUGAGUGUCAAUUGUUUUUGUCCAGGGUUCACUCAGACAGCCAUGACGGAUGGCCAGGGCAAGCAUUCGGCUGAUGAUGCUGCAGAAAUGGCAGCAUCGCUAGCAUUGCUUUCACCAUCUCGUCUAACCACUGGGAAAUUUUAUACAGGAUCCACCACCCGUGGCAUGCAUUCAAAAUUGUAGCAUUGAUUAACAUGCUCGACCGUAUUAAAUAUUACUAUUGAUUAUUAGUCUAAAACUUUUUUACAAUUAAUAUACCGUUGUGUUGUUGGCAAUCGUGUUCUGAUUGAUUCUUAUCAAGUUAGCCUUUAGCCUGAGUAUCAUUUAGUUAUGAAAGAAUACAGUAUUUCAGUUUAUAUCU
Messenger RNA from Cynara cardunculus var. scolymus (artichoke), 1122 nucleotides. RefSeq names its product (+)-neomenthol dehydrogenase. NCBI's taxonomy places the organism in Eukaryota, Viridiplantae, Streptophyta, Magnoliopsida, Asterales, Asteraceae. Gene Ontology annotation, cellular component: membrane. The record is from RefSeq and is a predicted model, not a curated record. The transcript has 3 exons. Bases 51 to 944 code for a protein of 297 amino acids.